AUGUACAAGAUGCACUUCUUGUCCUGCAUUGCACUAACUCUUGCAUUCAUCGCAGACGGUGCACCUACCUCGAGCUCCAGCCAGGAAACACAGCAGCAGCUGGAGCAAUUGAUGCUGGAUCUGAAUCGGCUUCUGAACAUAGUCAGAAAUUACAAGAACCCCACGCUCUCCAUGAUGCUCACAUUUAAAUUUUACAUGCCCAGGAAGACCACGGAACUGACACAUCUGCAGUGUCUAGAAGAAGACCUCAAACCUCUGGAGGAAGUACUAAAUUUAGCUCAAAGUAAAAACUCUCACUUGAAAGAUAUCAAGGAAUUAAUGAGCAAUAUCAAUGUACUCAUUCUGAAACUGAAGGGACCUGAAACGAGAUUCACAUGUGACUAUAAUGAUGAGGCGGUGAACAUCAUAGAAUUCCUGAACAAAUGGAUUACCUUUUGUCAAAGCAUCUUCUCAACACUGAUUUGAGUGCCUCCCAUUUAAAAUGUAUCAGGCUAUUUAUUUAAAUAUUUAAAAAUAUUUA
Miniopterus natalensis is the source of this 520-nucleotide messenger RNA. It is a transcript of the gene IL2, whose product is annotated as interleukin 2. Gene Ontology annotation, biological process: immune response. Lineage: Eukaryota; Metazoa; Chordata; Mammalia; Chiroptera; Miniopteridae. Gene Ontology annotation, cellular component: extracellular region. Gene Ontology annotation, molecular function: interleukin-2 receptor binding; growth factor activity. The record is from RefSeq and is a predicted model, not a curated record.